GUUUAAUGUCUUAUCUAUAUAAACAAAUGUCUAAUGUUUUAAAGAUACGAGGAACAAGACAAUUGAGCAAUGGCUUCUAAAGAAGAGGGUAGCAGCAGGUCAACCAACCCAGCACUGGAUCCGGAUCUGAACAACCCGGAUAAUCCGGGUCUGGUAUUUGCCCAGUUUGCAGCAGGCUGCUUCUGGGGAGUGGAAUUGGCAUUCCAGAGGGUCGAAGGAGUAGUGAAGACGGAGGUAGGCUACUCUCAGGGCCAUGUCCACGACCCAAAUUACAAGCUCGUUUGCUCCGGUACCACCGACCAUGCAGAGGUGAUUCGGAUCCAGUUUGACCCGAAUGUCUGCCCAUAUACCAAUCUGCUUUCUCUCUUUUGGAGUCGUCAUGAUCCCACCACUCUAAAUCGCCAGGUAUCAAAUUCCUUCAUCUCAAAACCUACUUUUCUUUUUAAUUCGUUCCAAAUUUUAGUUCAAAUAAUUGAUGCUACCUGGUAAUCAUAAUUAAAUAAU
Messenger RNA from Nicotiana tabacum (common tobacco), 504 nucleotides. The record is from RefSeq and is a predicted model, not a curated record. Lineage: Eukaryota; Viridiplantae; Streptophyta; Magnoliopsida; Solanales; Solanaceae.